Messenger RNA from Saccostrea echinata, 555 nucleotides. Its product is annotated as scavenger receptor class F member 2-like. Lineage: Eukaryota; Metazoa; Mollusca; Bivalvia; Ostreida; Ostreidae. Gene Ontology annotation, molecular function: scavenger receptor activity. The coding region runs from base 1 to 555 and encodes 184 amino acids. The record is from RefSeq and is a predicted model, not a curated record. The transcript is spliced from 6 exons.
AUGGCUGUAGUGAACGCUUUAUGGAACGCCAUGAUUGUUCAGGGAAUGGUUCAGAAAAAUAAUGACGAACUGAUAGUCUUUUGUAAAGCUGGCUAUUAUGGAUAUAACUGUGAAUACUUGUGUGGUAAGUGUAAAACUGAAACCAUCUGUAACAACAUCACAGGAAUCUGUCCCGAGGGAUGUCAAAACCGCUGGACUGGAUUAAAUUGUGACGUUUGUAGGGAUGGAUAUUACGGACGUUAUUGUGAACAUGUAUGUGGCAAGUGUUCACCUGUAGCUUCUUGCAACAGCGUUACAGGAAUUUGUCCAGACGGAUGUCAAAACCGCUGGAAUGGAUCACAAUGUAACGUUUGUUCUGAUGGGUUUUAUGGACUUAUUUGUGGAAGUAAAUGUGGACAAUGUCUAAUUGGGACCAUCUGUGAUCAAUCAACAGGAGUGUUCCCUAAAGGAUGUAAAGGGAAUUGGACUGGUCCAAAGUGUGAGGAUAUUACUUCAGAUCACGAAUCCACAAAUGCAUGUUCAGAUAUAGAAAAACUAAGCAGUCUUAAAGCUUAA